Molecule: messenger RNA, 7120 nt
Organism: Acanthaster planci (crown-of-thorns starfish)
Lineage: Eukaryota; Metazoa; Echinodermata; Asteroidea; Valvatida; Acanthasteridae
Molecular function (GO): zinc ion binding; protein binding
Source: RefSeq, a predicted model, not a curated record
UGUACGAUAGGAGGGUUCCUUCGAUGAGUUGUUCUGCAAGAAGGGAGCUUGCGGUAUGGAUGGUCAAAGGUCAACCUGUCUGACACAACAAUCCAAUAACACAUCAGCAACUAAUAUAAUCCAUCGGAAUAAUACAUUCCAGCGGGUAAUAACUGUGCAUUUUUUUAAAAACAUUUUUCAAUAUUUUUUAUCAUUUCCCUUUUGACAUAAAGAGCAGUUUACUGUCAGCUAAAACAUUUUAGUCUAACAAAAAACCUGUUUUCUUUUUGACGAACCUAUAUGUGGUUUUUUACAUGGACAUGAUGCAAAUGAAAUUGGGUCCUUAACAGCACACUUUGGACUGAUUAAUUUAUUAUUCAAAAAUACUGUCAUUAAGCGUCCAAUUGUCUAAAUCCCUCUUACAAUGUGAAGGUUUUCUCUCUCUUUUUCUGGAUUUGCUAUUUUUGGUGACAUGGUUCUGUACAUAAAGUACAGAUGUCAUUUCCUUUGUUGUCAUGGAAAUGGUUACAAAAAAAUCUUUCAAGUCAGCCUUCCAAAUAACCUUCCAACUACACACAAAAUUCGAAUUUUACACAAGGACUUUUGAAACACUUUAGAUUAAGGAAGUGGCCAGCCUUUCAGCCACUGUUCUGACGGAGGCUGGGCACUCAAUAGGCAAUGUCUAGAAUCACAGCUGUGUCCAUGGCGACUCACUAUGCGAUCAUUUGUCACACUGUUUGCCUGCAAGAAUACAAAGAAGUCAACACAUGAGGCACAGCUUCAUUUUGGGUGCCAAGCAUCCCUCAGAUGUGAAAAAUGCCACUGGCUCACACCGCCGGGAUCAAUUGGUAACUGGCUGCUGGCAAGGUUACCUGCCACACCUUCCCUCAAAAGACAUUUCAUUAAACAUAUCCCAAACCUGUCUGUUGAGUGAAUGGCAAGGAGGAGAGAACUUAUUAAUGUUAAAAGCAUUCACAAGACAACCAGAGAUACACGCAGUGCCUAUCAGUAUUGGUCUUCCAAGUCCGCCAAUAUAUUAUCAUUAUCCCUGCACAUCCAGCUCACAAUAUCUGAACAUGCCUGAAACCAUCUGCGUUCCCUGGGGAGUAUACUACACUAUAGCCCAAUGCUUUGUGUCAAGCGCAAGCGCCUAAACAUAAUAACUAUAUUUACCCUCACGGGUAUCCAACUCCUGGGUGGAGGGAGGCACGUAAGGGGUAAAGUGACUUGGGCAUGGUCACAGCAUGUGACCCUCUGCCGGGAUUCAAACCUAAACCAUAUGAUCAGAAGCUACAACUUAACAACUAGGCUACAUGUGCCCCACGUCUCCAUCAAACACUGCUGAGUGAGGCAAGCAAAAGGCAAAAAGUUACCAAGCUGGUUUUCAUAGUACUUUCUUCCAUGUCAUGUAGCCAUUAACUGCGUUCCUCACAGUAAACAAGGGAGAAUUGAGGGUCACAUUUAAAGUUCAAUCUUUAGCACAGGAGUUGUAAUCAAUUUGACAGCUUUUGGGCUAGAAUUUGGUGUUGAUUCUGUUUCAUCACAUUAGCCAAUAAAUAACUGCAUUCUCUGUUAUCAAUUGGAGGCUAAAAGUGCACCUUUUCCUUAUAUUCUGAAAGUUAUCACAACGACAUGAAACUUGGUUUCACCUAAAUUAUUUUAUUUCCUGAUGUCUGCAUGCCUCUCCACAGCACUACCAUACAAAUCCCAGACGAUAUUUUCCUCUGAGCAUGCCCAUCCCCAACCCAUCAUAAACAAGCCCAGCUUCAGGCUCAUUUAACUGAUCUUUGAUGAUGUUUACUACCCUGGACACAGCUACCAUCCCAAUGCCAACUACAACUACAGUUUGGACAAUUUCCAAGUAAAAAACCAACCAGUUGAACCAGUCCACUGGCAUGCUUGCUGAGUCAAGCACAAACACAACUUGGCAAAAAGACAGGGUUCGUGGACUCUAGCAGAGAGGAAGGAAAUCAGACGAACUUCCUAUAUGACAUUACACUGAAGCACACAGUACACAAAAAUCCCCAACUAACCCAGUUCAUGACACUUGAUGUUUCUGCAUUCAUCCAGGGUUAUUUUUAUGGGAUUCAUUCUUUCAAAACCUGACUGUACCCUUGACAUCCACGUGAAAGCUCCUAACAAAUUUAUGUAGUUUGCCUGCCUAUUCCCGGUGCUUAUUCAACAGUCUGUGCCUGACUAAAUUUCCUGGGACUUCAAAUCAGGUGAGAAAAUGCUUGCAGUUAUUUCGGUGAGGUUUCGAGGCUAGGAAAUAUUUGUGAAAUGAUGGAAUUCAUAGACUCCACUUAUUAGGAGCAAAUGAAAGACAAAAUGUUACAGUGUGCAGAGGAGUGAUAGGGCUACGCAAACCUGCAAAUAACCACUCAUGAAGGAGACCCAAAAAAAUUGGGAUGAAAAACAGUUGUCAUUUUAACUGGAAAAUAUUUGUCUGAAGAGAAUAAGCAAUACAAUGAAUGUGUGUUCACUUACAAUUGCACCUGUACAAUGUAAUUAUGGGCUCAUUUCCUUUUCAAAUCUUAUUUGUGUGCAGAUAACAAUGGCAAAUGGUUUCAAUAAGAUCAGUCAGCACUUCACAUGUGAUAUUUGUCAAGACAGAUACAAACAGCCAAAGAUCCUAGACUGUGUGCACAGCUUUUGCCAGGCAUGUCUGGAGGAAUACUACACUGGCCGGUACAAAGACGCUCCUAAGAUUCCUUGCCCUGUAUGUCAACAUGAAACAAUUCUACCAGAUACACGUAUUCAAGGCCUGAAAACCAAUUUCCAUUUGAUGGGAAUAAUUGAAGAUGUCUCUAAGGAGGAGACAGUGGCACAUUCAGGAGACGAGUCUAAAUGUCACAAACACAAAGGAGAAGAGAAAUGGUUCUACUGUGAGACGUGUCAAGAGUUAAUCUGCCGAGCAUGCACAGUUUUAGACCACUGUAAACCAAACCAUCAAUACAUUGACCGUGGGAAAGCUUCUCUUAAAUACAAGCAGUCACUGAAAGAUGUAUUUCUAGAUUUCAACACGGAUAUAAAAGGACUGGAACAAUCUUUGGCUGCUUCAUCUGCAGCUCAGCAGAAGUUUACAAAGAAAGUCAACAAAACUAUUAAAGCAGUGCAGGAAAGAGCAGCUAAACUGAGGGCUGAGAUAACAACUCAGGAGAAGACACUGCUGAAUAAGAUCGAUCAAAUUCAGCAGGACGGCAACAGAGUGUAUGAUGAGCAUCAGAAAUCGAUAAGCACAAUGCUAGAAGGAAAACAACACAUGCUAGAGAUGGCCAAAGAUGUCACCAAUACCCCAUCAGAGUGUGACUUUCUGUCCCUCUAUCCUAUCAUCACUGACGACUUCAAAUAUCUGAAGAGUAAAACUCCUCCCCGGUCUGAUAUCGAGCUAUCAUGUCCAAGCUUCACUCCGGGUCAGUGGACUGGCGCCAUCUCUUUGGGCAAGCUGGAGGAAGACAAGUGGGAGAUGUGUUGUGGGUUUGGCAAACGGGGAAAAGGUCCAGGAGCGUUUGAUGGGGCUUGGGGUAUCACUGCUACUCCACCAGGUGAAAUUGCUGUGGCAGACUUUUCAAACAAGAGAGUGGUGAUCUGUAGCAAUGAGGGACAGCCCAAGGAGAGCAUUCCCUUACAAUCAUAUCCACGUGACAUCGCAGCUAUCCACAAUCUUGACAAUCAGUUGGUGGUUGUAGAUGACACCAAGUAUGUCAAGGUGUUCGAUAAGAAGAACAAGCUGGCCUUCCAGUUCCCCACAGUGCCACAGAGUGAGGUUGACAAGACAGAAGUGAACCUCUGGAGUGUAGCAGUCAGGAAGGAUGGCACCAUCCUAGUGGGUGAUGUGGAGAGGAUGGUGUGGACGGAGCAUAGACCCACUGAUGGUCAGCUCCUACACACCGUACCAGUGCAGACUCCACCUUAUUUCUUGGCUGUUGAUCACUGCACUGAGAGAGUUGUCGUCUGUGGAGUAGGCAAACAGAAAGUGGAUGUUGCUGCUAGCGAUGGUGAAACACGGUCCAUAAUCGAGCCAACCAUUGAUGGGAAACCAGCACGGUGCUGUCGUGGAGUGUGCUGCGAUGGCUCAGGAAUUUACAUUACAGUGUGCAAUGAGCUUGGCACUGGCCAUAUUCACCACUAUGACCUAGACGGUGUUUUUCUUUCUUGCUUGGUUCAAUAUCUGCGGACCCCAUGUGGAAUCACAUUCACAUCAGAUGGGCAGCUGGCAAUAUCUGAGCCUUACUCUGUCAAGAUGUACCAGAGGGAGAGUUUUGUCAUCUGACAUGACACCAACCAGCAAUGUCCUUCUUCAUCAGCACCCAAUAGCCAACGUUGAUGAUGAAACUGUCCAGCCACUGCAGCACCAAACAUGCUCUAAAUUAUUCAUCGUCUAUUUUCAAUUUCUUCAUUUAACAUUCUUUCAGAUAUGUAUGUUUGUCAAAUGUUUGUUUACAUUCUCAUGUAUAUUUGUUGCCUUCAUCUUUCUCAACUCAUUUGGUAUUUUGGCCAGCAACCUUCGUCCAUCCUCCUCUACUGCAUGUCUGCAGGAAACCAAUGCUACACGUACCGGUAGGUCAGGUUGGUGCAGUGGUUCUUUUGUCGCCUUCCACGUGCUGUGGCCUGGGUUCAAUUCCCAACUGGGUCCACAUGUAAAUUGGGUUUUUCAGUCCACACCUGAUUCCAUGGGUUUUCACCCAUAGUAUUCUCCAGGGGAUUUCCUCCCAUCUCUAAAACUAUAAAUGCUUCCCACUGUCUCCUCUCGACAGAUUUGGGCCGUUUGGUGGCAGCCUGAUGAGGAGCCCUUAUGCAUGCUUUUGACUCACAUUGUAAAUCUGAAAAAGAUCCAUCAAAAGCACUGUUGUGCAAUGCGCAGGGUUUACCCUCAUGUAAAAAAAAAGACAAAAAAGCUGCAUUCUUGCCAUUAAAAACUUUCACAGAACAUCAAGCCCUGCUAGUAUAAUAGUGGAUAAGUUCUAUUUUUGUUAGUCCUGGAAAAUCCUUCCAAAACUCUUAGUGGAUUUUGAAGGAUCUGUGAGGGUUAACUUUUAUUUGCUCUGGGAUUUUUUGUAGUUACUUUUUCUUUUUUUGGCUUAAAGGUUUUCACAUUGAAUGAAACAGUGAAUAUAAGGUUUAGAAAAGUUAACUCAUCAAACUAUUUUUCAAAGACGAGAGACAAUGUUUAAUAUGUUACAUAUUUGUGUAGUGUGUCUAUAAUAAGUCAUAAAUCAUCUUACAAUAUUUAACCGUAAAUUGAACACUAAACUACGUGUCCUUGCAUUUGUACAGUUUACAUCCUUCAUCUAUGUCUUGUUAUUUUGUCAAGUCUUACUGUAGAAAUAUGUGAACGUUUUCAAGAUGGCAGCUGUUACAAAAGUUACAAUGUGAGCCACUUAAGACACCUUUAAUCCCAUUAUCCUUCAGACAUGGCUCAUUUUCGGGAAUUUGUUCCAAAAGUGACCUUCUUGAUUUGAUUUUACGUAUAACUGUUAGAGUCUUUGAAGCACUUUCAAGAUCACUUUAUCCUUCCAAUAUAACAUCCUUACAAGCUGAAUGGCUGCUUACCAUGUGUCACUCAUUCACUUCGCUUGUAAGUAUCAUGCAUAUUCAUUAGUAUUUAAAAGUGACUGAAAUGUACCAGUAUUUACUCUAGCUGUUGUUGACUUUGACAUUUUGGCUGCUUGCAUUUAUCAUGACAUAAAUGGCUUUGAAAGUGUACGCACUUUUUCAAACUACUUGAUACAUGUACAUGUGUGUUAGUAAAAUUGAUACACCAAAAACUUCACAGAGAAAAGGCUGCAAAUAAUCCUACAAACAAAAAAGAACCAAUUUAGUUGAAAUUUAAUGACUAAUAUGUGGUCAAUCGUACACAUGGCCUUUAGAUUUGACCAGCAUGGUCAUUUGAUUGUAGAAUGACCAGUAGACUUACCUCAAGUACUUCUUGAUUCUCAAUGACUCCAGGUCUUGCUACAAUUUGACUCUCUCGUCUUGGACUCUUCCCAGCUGAAAAAUCCAGAGUUUAAAGAUUACUGCUUCUGACUUAACAAACAGCCAUAUUUGAAUUUGAAAUUGAAAAAGUGGUAAAUAAAAACAAACAACUGCAUGCCUUUGGUGGAAAUGUAAAGUGUGUACAUGUCGUGUAAAAAAACUCCUGUAUUGAGCCCCAUCUUCAUUUCAAUACAAAAUAGCAGACUUACAGGUAUGACACAGACUCAUCAAUUUGUCUUAAUACUGUACACAAAACAGUCUUUGUUUUAUUUCUAUUGAACAUCAAAAGUGUAACCAAUACUCAUGUUUUAUUUCAAGUUCCAAGAGUAAAGAAGACAUUUUUCUUGCUUUUGGAUAUGCGGCUUUUCACAAGGGAUGGAUUACAUUGGCAUCACCAGCUGGGGGGGGAGGCUGGGCCAACUUGCCCCUCGGCAACAUUUGGCUCUUUUCCAGGAAAUGACAGGGCCAAGUGAAACUACAACAAUGAGGUCAAAGACCUCAUCAUCCCCAGGGCCCCAAGACGUUAAUCAAGAUGUUUGAUUAAAUCAAUUGAUCAACUGUAUCUGCCCUGAGCAGGACGAAGAGAGGGCACACUUUUCCUAUGUGUGUAGCAACAGGGCUCCUUUUGUAUGAACUGUACUUUGCUAGUUUAUACAAAUGACUAUAAAAUGCACAUAUUACGGUCAACAUAACUAUCAUCAAAAUAAAAACUCUCAACCAACAUCGCUCUCUUCAGUCCAUGAAGCGGUGCUACUGCUCAAGGCAGAUAACCAUUGCUAAGUCAAAUGGUUUGGGGUUACUCUUUUCUGAGUAUAUAAUAAUGUAACUUAAGUAUCAUCAAGCAAAACUAAAAUCACAAAGAUACAAUUCAGGGCGCGAGGUACCAUCAAUAUAUCGCCAAUCAGAGCAAAUUUCUCAUAACACUUCUGAACAAUCCCAAUGAAGCUAGUUCCUAAAGAAUCUACAGUAUGACCUGGUACCCAGUACCUGGGCUUUAUUACUUCCCGAUUGAGCAGUUGAGUAAAGAACUACAAACCUCUGCUUCCUGCCAAUUUUUUAAUUACUCUAAAUUACAUAAUGAGAAAAUGUUUCCUAAAGCAUAUCAUCACAUCACUUUUUACAUGUGCAUGUACGUGUAUGUGCAUGUAAAUGUGAUCCAAACAUU